AUGGUUGCUUUAAACUUGGCUUGUAAAGGCCUGUGGAACGAAACAUCUAACCUGGCCAUUGUGUGUAGCGCCAACCUCAUUUUUUCUCCAGGACUCAAUAUCGCCUUGUCGAAUAUAUGUUUCCUCUCGCCAGAUGGGAAGUGUUUUAGUUUCGACCAUAGAGCGAAUGGAUAUGCCCGCGGUGAGGGGUUUGCUGUGCUAGUCUUGAAGCGUCAGUCGGAUGUCAGUCUGUGCGAUCCAGUUCGAGCGCUCAUACAAUCAACUGCGACCAAUAAAGAUGGGCGAACGCAAGGUGGAAUCACGCAGCCCAGUAAAGAAAUGCAGAUUCGCAUGAUUCGUGAGGCAUACAAGAAGGCGGCUUUAGAUUUAGAUUGCACUGCUUAUUUUGAGGCACACGGUACCUAUGUCUUUCAUUCCCUGUUCCACGUUCACUAUACGAGCAAAGAGGUUAUAAUACUCGCAACUGCCGCCGUUCAAAUCUCACCUGGAAGUCAUACGCUGUCGUUGCUAGGCUACCCGCACGAUCUGAUUGGCACCCAAGUCGACCAAAACCCUCUCGAACCCAGAUGGCGUCUCAUUAUCACAGAAGAUAAUUUGCCAUGGAUUAGGGACCCUAAAGUUAACGGAGCCAUGUCGUAUCCAGCAUCAUCUAUACGAUAG
Molecule: messenger RNA, 660 nt
Organism: Periconia digitata
Lineage: Eukaryota; Fungi; Ascomycota; Dothideomycetes; Pleosporales; Periconiaceae
Source: the annotation of a GenBank genome assembly